AUGGAGGAAGCUGGCAGUGGUGAUCUACCAAUGGAGGAUUGUGGGCUGAAUCUGCCAGCCUCUCAUGACACUGGUGUUUCGAAGAAUAAAUCCACUGACGAUGGCACUGUUCCUUGUCAAGAAGGUGUGGAAACUACUGGACUAGUAGCUGUGAACAAGAAUGUUUUUGGGCUUAUCCGGCCAGCGUCUACUGACACUAAGAACCAAUCCAACGACAAUGACAUGCAUCAACCUCGAGAUGGCCAAGCUGCUACCACCAGCCCUGAUCUUUCUACUGGCCAAGCGUCUGAUCAUUCGGCUUUUACCAAUAGUCGAGCUUCUACCAGCAGCCCUGGCCUUUCUAGUGGCCAAGCGGACAAUAUUGCUGGUGUUUCGGAAGUUCCCGAUAUUCGAGCUUCUACUGGCAGCCCCGAUGACCAAGCGGACAAUGACGUUGAUCGUUCGGUGGUUCCCGAUAGCCGCAGCCCUGGCCUUUCUACUGACAAAGCCCACAACAAUGUUGAUUAUUGCAGCCCUGAUCAUUUGGCGGUUCCCGAAGCACGUCGCGUUGCAGAAGCUGGGAAACUGGCAACUAGCCAGCUCUUGCACUCUCGCAUUGGGGUAACUCGAAAGGAAAUCAACCAGGACCAAGCCUGGAAAUCUAUUGGGCUCACGAAAAAGUUUGGAUCUGGUGCUGGACUUGCCCCCAACAAGGCGUACCUGUCUGUGGAGGCUGGCUCUGUAGCCCUGGACGAGGACACUCCUGGAAUGCUGACAGUUACGUUUCUGCUUCCAGGGCCAGAACGCAUCAAGGUGAAAGAGCAACUUGAGUCUCUGGGGCAAAACCCUAUUGCCCUCUUUUGGACAGAGGCCCAGCUUGAAUCCAGCGAGAGACUCUGGCACUACAUUGGCCAUUACCAGUGCGCAAAGAUUUGGGAGGAAGAUGUUACGUUUUCUGCAUCCUUUUGCUGGGAAAAGUUCAAUGAAAAUGUGGCCACCAAGCUGGACGAGAUUGCCGCUGCUGGGGCCAGUGGCUCACACUAG
Seminavis robusta is the source of this 1023-nucleotide messenger RNA. The record is from the annotation of a GenBank genome assembly. Lineage: Eukaryota; Bacillariophyta; Bacillariophyceae; Naviculales; Naviculaceae.